Olea europaea var. sylvestris is the source of this 1698-nucleotide messenger RNA. Its product is annotated as auxin response factor 8-like. Gene Ontology annotation, molecular function: DNA binding. Lineage: Eukaryota; Viridiplantae; Streptophyta; Magnoliopsida; Lamiales; Oleaceae. Gene Ontology annotation, biological process: response to hormone; regulation of DNA-templated transcription. The record is from RefSeq and is a predicted model, not a curated record. The coding region runs from base 574 to 1683 and encodes 369 amino acids. Gene Ontology annotation, cellular component: nucleus. The transcript is spliced from 11 exons.
CAUACGGUUUGAUCAACGGCUGUAACUCACCUUUUCCCAGAUUGAGAGAGAGAAAAACAGAGUCACUGAGCCAUAUGCAUAGUAUCAGCAAUACACAGUAUCAAAUACAUGCUCAUACAUCUUUCUCUGCUGGGGUGACUGUUAUCAGGUCGACCUUGGUCGGGUGGACUAUAAAAGAGAAGAAAAUCACUCUGAGAGAUAGCGAUUGGUGAAGAAAAAGUUCAAACUUUCAGCUUCAGCUGACUGUAGCUCAAAAACCUAGAAAAAAAAAACAAACAAAAGGGAUUCUUUUGUCAGUAAUAAUUAUGGUUUUGUUGUUGAAGAGAGAGGAGUUGUUUGAGUUGGGUUAGAUUUUCUUGGAUUUUGGGUUUAUUAGUUGAAAUCGAUUGUUUCUACUGAGCUUUUGUUUUUGUUUUCUUGGUGGGUUUGUUGUAAAAUUAGUGAUAGUGAAAUGCAUGUGAAGAUUUGAGUUGGGGGAGUAAAAGAUGGGGAAGAUGAGAGAAGAGCUGGAGCUGAAAAUGAGUUGGGAUUUAGGGUUUGAGAUUUUUGGGAUUGAAAAGAGUUGAAUUGAAUAUGAAGCUUUCAACAUCAGGGAUGAGUCAGCAAGUUCAUGAAGGGGAGAAGAAGUGCUUGAAUUCCGAGCUGUGGCACGCCUGUGCUGGUCCUCUGGUAUCCCUGCCGACAAUUGGGAGUCGUGUGGUUUACUUCCCUCAGGGUCAUAGUGAGCAGGUUGCUGCCACUACUAAUAAAGAAGUUGAUGCUCACAUCCCAAAUUACCCAAGUUUGCCACCCCAGUUGAUCUGCCAACUCCACAAUGUUACAAUGCAUGCAGAUGUUGAGACGGAUGAAGUGUAUGCUCAGAUGACACUGCAGCCCCUGACUCCGCAAGAACAAAAAGAUACUUAUCUUCCUGUGGAGUUAGGAACUCCUAGCAGGCAACCAACGAAUUACUUUUGCAAGACACUGACUGCGAGUGAUACUAGCACACAUGGAGGCUUCUCUGUUCCUCGUCGUGCUGCAGAGAAAGUUUUUCCUCCUUUGGAUUUCUCACAGACACCACCUGCACAAGAACUCAUUGCGAGGGAUCUCCAUGAUGUUGAUUGGAAGUUUAGGCAUAUUUUCCGGGGCCAGCCUAAGAGGCAUUUGCUUACCACUGGGUGGAGUGUGUUUGUCAGUGCCAAAAGACUUGUUGCUGGAGAUUCUGUUCUUUUCAUCUGGAAUGAGAAAAAUCAGCUCUUUUUGGGAAUUCGUCGUGCCACUCGGCCACAAACUGUGAUGCCAUCAUCUGUUCUUUCAAGUGACAGUAUGCACAUUGGACUGCUUGCUGCUGCUGCUCAUGCUGCUUCUACUAAUAGCUGCUUCACAAUAUUUUAUAACCCAAGGGCUAGCCCAUCUGAAUUUGUCAUACCUCUUUCAAAGUAUGUCAAAGCUGCUUAUCAUACACGUGUUUCUGUUGGAAUGCGUUUUCGGAUGCUAUUUGAAACUGAAGAAUCCGGUGUUCGCAGGUACAUGGGAACAAUUACUGGCAUUGGUGACCUAGAUCCUGUUCGUUGGCCAAACUCUCACUGGCGGUCUGUCAAGGUACAAGCUACAAGGCAUACCUUUACUGUGAAAGAUAUAAUUGUCAAGUAUUCUGCUCUUAAUUUUCAUUUAUUAUAUUUUAUAUCACUUGAAUGCACUUAGUGUUUUAGUUAAAGA